AUGGAUAGUGAGGUGGUGAAGGCCUUCGACCACAAGUCUCAGUCCCACGUGGCUCUGAAGAUGGUCAGAAACGAGAAGCGUUUCCACCGGCAGGCGGCGGAGGAGAUCCGGAUCCUGGAGCACCUGAGGAAGCAGGACAAGGACUCCAGCAUGAACGUGAUCCACAUGCUGGAGAACUUCACCUUCAGGAGCCACAUCUGCAUGACCUUCGAGCUGCUCAGCAUGAACCUGUACGAGCUCAUCAAGAAGAACAAGUUCCAGGGCUUCAGCCUCCCGCUGGUCAGGAAGUUCGCCCACUCCAUCCUGCAGUGUCUGGACGCGCUGCACAAGAACCGCAUCAUCCACUGCGACCUGAAGCCGGAGAACAUCCUGCUGAAGCAGCAGGGCCGCAGCGGCAUCAAGGUCAUAGAUUUUGGAUCGAGCUGUUACGAGCACCAGAGGGUUUACACCUACAUCCAGUCCCGGUUCUACAGAGCGCCAGAGGUCAUUCUGGGUAAGAGACACGAGCGGAAAGCAGGCUUUAAUUCACAUCAAACAUAUUAACUUCCCUUUCCCUUC
Molecule: messenger RNA, 558 nt
Organism: Notothenia coriiceps (black rockcod)
Lineage: Eukaryota; Metazoa; Chordata; Actinopteri; Perciformes; Nototheniidae
Product: dual specificity tyrosine-phosphorylation-regulated kinase 2-like
Exons: 3
Coding region: 1-543 (180 amino acids)
Biological process (GO): peptidyl-threonine phosphorylation; peptidyl-serine phosphorylation
Cellular component (GO): nucleus; cytoplasm; cytoskeleton
Molecular function (GO): ATP binding; protein serine/threonine kinase activity
Source: RefSeq, a predicted model, not a curated record